GGGCGGCGGCGCAGGCGGGCGGGCGGGCCGGCUUCCGCGGUGCCUUCUCGCCAUGGUGGAAGCGUGGUACAUGGACGAGUCCCCGGAGGACCAGCGGAAGCCGCACCGCCUGGAGCCCAACCGGCCCGUCAGCCUGGAGAGGCUGAGCCAGCUCGGUGUCUUCUACUGGAAAUUGGAUGCUGACAACUAUGAAACUGACCCACAGCUAGCAAAGAUUCGGAAGGAGAAUAACUACUCUUGGAUGGAUAUAAUAACAAUACAUAAAGAUAAGCUGCCAAAUUAUGAAGAAAAGAUAAAAAUAUUUUAUGAAGAGCACUUACACCUGGAUGAUGAGAUUCGCUACAUCUUGGAAGGAAGUGGGUAUUUUGACGUUCGCGAUAAAGACGACAAAUGGAUCCGGAUUGCCAUGGUAAAAGGAGACAUGAUCACACUUCCCGCUGGCAUCUAUCACCGAUUUACACUGGAUGAAUCUAAUUAUGUGAAGGCGAUGAGACUCUUUGUUGGGGAUCCUGUGUGGACAGCUUACAACAGACCCGCCGAUCAUUUUCCUGCUCGAAUACAGUACCAGCAGUCUUUGGCCCAAGCAGUUCAAUGAACGGACGGGAAGGCACGAGACCCGAAGUAGCUUACAUUUUCUGAAAACAGAAAUGGCGAAAUGGCUUUCUUAACACUACCUGCUAUUAAUGAGCCUUCUCCCCCCCCCCCGCGCGCCAUAUUGAGAUAGGUGGACAGGGAGUUUUUAAUUAUUCUUUCUAAAUUGAUUGUCAGACAGUUGAUUGUGGUUAAAUUGUGUUUGUUUGAAUAAGAACUCUUUUCUGAGCAGAUCAUGAGGUUGUCAUUUACUUUCCACUUAUCAUUUCAAAAGCUCCCUUUCUCGCUUUGUUGGAUAUUCAGUUAUUAUACCACGGGCUUCAUAAGCGGCAGUAGAAACAUUGGUUGCAACCUGUUUUCGCUUUCAGCACUUUCCCUUUCCAAUAUCGGUGACCUAUUGUUUCAAAAAUAAAAAUGAAUAAGAAUUCUAA
Pogona vitticeps (central bearded dragon) is the source of this 1022-nucleotide messenger RNA. It is a transcript of the gene ADI1, whose product is annotated as acireductone dioxygenase 1. NCBI's taxonomy places the organism in Eukaryota, Metazoa, Chordata, Lepidosauria, Squamata, Agamidae. The record is from RefSeq and is a predicted model, not a curated record. Gene Ontology annotation, molecular function: acireductone dioxygenase [iron(II)-requiring] activity.